This is a messenger RNA of Gaeumannomyces tritici R3-111a-1, 1145 nucleotides long. RefSeq lists its product as hypothetical. The coding region runs from base 141 to 1145 and encodes 334 amino acids. The record is from RefSeq and is a predicted model, not a curated record. NCBI's taxonomy places the organism in Eukaryota, Fungi, Ascomycota, Sordariomycetes, Magnaporthales, Magnaporthaceae. The transcript is spliced from 8 exons.
GAAGCACUGAAAUUAAAUCCCCGUGGGGGAAGCGGGGGCAGGCAAAAAGAAAAGAAGCGGUAAUGCCGGGAAUUGGUAGCAACAACAAAAAAGUAAAGCUAUUCGCAAUAAUAUUAAUAACGGGCUAAUUUGCAACAACGAUGCAUAACAAUACCGACUUGGCCGAUUUUUGUAACUUUGCUUGCGUAUAUUGUACCAAACGGCCCUCGUUGGCGGCUUGCAAGGCCAAAAUAACGUGCCCGCAAAGCAGCCCGUACGUUGUUGUAAUUGUGCAAGCACAAGGAAAGGCAAGGGAAGGGAGGGCGGGAAAGUUGCUGCCGGCUUCGUUAGGUGCCUCCUCCGUUUCCCGUAAAGCAAAAAAAUCGUCGUAUUGGGCCUUUCAAUAUAGCCGCAAGCAUUUAAAAACGGUAGCGAGGUCGCCGCUUAACUUGUUAAUAAAAAGCUUUAUCCUUGCAUGCAAGGAUUUAACGAUCGAAAUGGCCUUUAAAGGUUUGGAGCCUUUUUUCGUAUAUACGAUCCGUAAGGGAAGCGAAAAGGUCGUUCCAAGCUUAAAGGAAGGCUUAAAAGGAUUUGUGCCGUACCCAAUAACCGCCGGGGCCAGGCUUUUUUUGUGCGCGGGGGAAAAAGGGCUUGGUUUUGGCAAGCACGUUUAUAUUAACGUACCAUUUGCAAAGGAGCUUAGGCACCGCGUACAGCCUUGCAUCGCGUCGAUUGCUUAUAAAAAGGAAUCCUCCUUUUCGUUAUUUACAAAUACGGUAGCGAAAGAAAAGCUUUUCCGUAUAAAUAAAAUACCGCAUAUAUUAAGCAUGGGAAAGUUAAAUUUGUUGCAUAAGGCCAAAUUAGCGCUAUCAAUUAAUAAGGGGUAUGGCAUGCCGGGGGAUUAUAUUGAAAAGCUAUUAAAUUGGCGUGCGCCCGGCCAAUUUGCACCUUCGUUGGCGAGAAUCCGUCCUUCCCAAACUUGCAAGAACUUCCGCUUAAAGCUCGAAAAGGCGGCAGGGUCGUCGGCGAAAGGGUGGUUGUGUUUAACGUCGCUUCAUUUUUUACAAUUUGGAUUUUUAAAAUACGUAAUGCUGGUUAAGUUGUUACAUAUUGAAAUCAUUAUAUUAAAAAUUAAAAAUAUUACCCCGCUGAAGCACCCGCUAUAA